UCUGGUAAAAAAUAAAUUACGUCCAACGUCGUCCCACAAACACUAGAUAAUUGACGGGUUCAAUCCGACGCCAUGCUCCGCUUCUGGUGCGUGUCGUGGCGGCGGCAGUACCCGCGCCCCCGCAGUCGGAAGUUGCACCCCUUGAACCGACAACUGUGCACGGCACAGUACCGAGUGACGCUGAUCCGCUUGCAAUGCAACGCCGCGCACAGAAACACCUGCCCAUCGCCAGACAGCCCCAGCGACUCCAUGCAGUCGGGGCAGUACCACGAGCCUUCGUCCGGCGGGCCAGUCAGGUCGAGGCACGCGGCAUGGUACAGCUUGCCGCAGUUGUUGUCGCAAGCCAUCAACACGUCAGUUGACGACGCGUCGUCGCCGCACACAUUGCAUCCAGAAGCACGAGCAUUAGGCACUCGUUUUACAGGUCGGUCCUCGACAGGUCGUGGCGAUGAUGGUGGUGAUGGACCUUCAUGGCAGAUAUAAUGUGAGGGUGUUGCGUAGGAUGGACAAUGUUCUGU
Molecule: messenger RNA, 518 nt
Organism: Aphanomyces astaci
Lineage: Eukaryota; Oomycota; Saprolegniomycetes; Saprolegniales; Verrucalvaceae
Exons: 1
Coding region: 73-483 (136 amino acids)
Source: RefSeq, a predicted model, not a curated record